Messenger RNA from Amaranthus tricolor (Joseph's coat), 2745 nucleotides. RefSeq lists its product as uncharacterized. Bases 145 to 2472 code for a protein of 775 amino acids. Lineage: Eukaryota; Viridiplantae; Streptophyta; Magnoliopsida; Caryophyllales; Amaranthaceae. The record is from RefSeq and is a predicted model, not a curated record. The transcript has 4 exons. Gene Ontology annotation, molecular function: protein binding.
GGCUAAAAAGUGGUCUCUCACUUUCAUGCUCCACAACAACUUUUACUCGCAGACUUUUCAUCCAGACACAGGAGUGAGUGAGAAAGGGAGGGGUAAACUUGUAAUUUACGGACUCCAUUGUUAUUCGGCGAAGGUAUUACUACUAUGCACGGAGUUCGAGUAUACAACAAUUCCUCCGGCAAGUUUCACGCCGGGAAGCAGGUUUUUGCGGUGACUUCUAGCGAAGUAGAGGCCGCGUCUCAGAAACUAAUUGACGCGGUUUUCUCCGGUGAUUCGAAACUUGCUGGUGAUCUACUUUCUGAUCCGUUUGUUGACGUUGAUUUUGUUGGCACUGUCAAUUUGAGGUCUCCAAAAACUGAACUCGUUCCUAAUGGUGAGUCGGCUCACCAAGUUGUUUCUGAGUUUGAAGAGUUUCCGACUGACGUUACGGCCUUGUUCCUCGCUUCCCACUUUGGAAAUCUCAUUCUCGUCAGAAAAUUACUGAGUUUUGGGACAGAUGUAAACAAGAAGUUGUUUCGAGGUCAUGCAAUGACGGCAGCGGUAAGAUGCGGUCAUAUUGAGAUUCUUGAAGUUUUAUUGAAAUCUGAGGUAUGUCAGCCAGCAUGUGAGGAGGCACUAUUGGAGGCAAGCUAUGUAGGGCGGCCGAGGCAUGCAGAACUACUCAUGGGAACUAAUAUCAUCAGCCCACAAGCUGCUGUUCAUGCCCUUGUUACAGCUUGCUGCAGAGGCUUUCUGGAUGUAAUUCAAGUGUUGCUUAAGUGUGGGGUGAAUGCUAAUGCUAUGGAUCGCAUGCUGCUUCUGUCAUCGAAGCCAUAUCUACACAUGAAUGUUGACUGCAAUGCGAUUGUUGCAGCCAUAGUUAGCAGACAGACUUUUGUUGUUGAAAUGCUGCUAAAAGAGGGUGUCCAGACGGACAUAAAAGUCAGGAUAGGUGCAUGGUCGUGGGAUUCUGCCAUAGGAGAAGAGUGCAGAGUAGGUGCUGGGCUAGCUGAACCAUAUAAUAUUGCUUGGUGUGCUGUUGAGUACUUUGAAGAAACUGGUAGCAUCUUGCGCAUGCUCCUUGAGCAUCUCUCCCCUAACACACCUCACUUAGGAAGGACCCUUGUCUACCAUGCCAUCAUUUGCAACAAUGCACAAGCGCUUGAUGUGCUGUUGAGUUGUGGAGCAAAUGUUGAAUUUCCUCUAAAAACGAGCAAGAAUGUUGAAAUUCGUCCUAUACAUUUGGCUGCAAGGCUUGGGGAAGUGGAAAUUAUUUGGCGGCUCAUAACUGGUGGUUGCAAUAUCAACUCAAAAACCAGUGACGGAGAGACAGCAAUAAUGAUAUGCACUCGAUACAAACACAAGGAGUGUCUCAAGGCCCUAGCCUCAGCAGGUGCUGAUUUUGGUCUCGUGAAUGUGGCUGAUGAAUCUGUGAGCUCCAUAGCAGGUUCGACAAUGUGGACAUUAGGUUUCCAGCAGAUAAUUCUUGAUGUAAUUAAGUCUGGAAAAGUGGUCAAGUCGAGCAACUCUGCUGUAUUUUCUUCAGUCCUUUUUGUGGUUCGGUCCAAUGAUAUUCAAGCGUUGAAAAUCCUUGUGAAACAACCAGGAGUCGCUUUAAAUGAACGAGAUGAAAGAGGGUUCACAGCAGCAAUGGUAGCCGCAGCAAGUGGUCAAGAUGAAGCUUUUCGCUUGCUUGUCUACUCUGGAGCCGAUGUAUUAAUUAGCAACAAAUGUGGAGAAACAGCUUUUAACUUGUCAGAAAAAAGCAGUAACCGAGAAGUGUUCGAGAAGAUAAUGUUGGAUUUUGCACUAAAAAAUGGAUCUCAAGGACCCCCUAGUUCUUAUGCUUUGCAUUGUGCAGCUAAACAAGCAGACUUAGCUUCAGUUCGAAGGUUAACAAGCAUGGGAUAUGAUGUCAAUGCAGUUGAUGGUGAUGGGUACACUCCAUUGAUGUUAGCUGCCAAGGAAGGCUAUGGAAGCAUGUGCCAGUUUCUGAUCUCUCGGGGUGCAAAAUGUGAGAUCAAGAAUGAAAAACAUGAAACAGCCCUUUCACUAGCAAGGAAAAAUGGUGUCGGAAAUGAAGCUGAGCGCGUGAUUCUUGAUGAGCUGGCACGGAUUCUAGUUUUAUGUGGCAUGCGUGUGAAGAAACACACUAAGGAAGGCAAAGGAGCUCCACACUGGAAAAAACUAAAGAUGUUUCGAUCUAAUGGAGUGUUGCACUGGGGUAAGUCGGGGAAGAGAAAUGUGGUUUGUCGGGAUGCUGAAGUGGGUCCUAGCCUGAAUUUCCUGGGAAACCGACCAAAGGUAUACAGCGACAAGCAGACGGGGCUGUUCCACAUAUUGACCACUAAGGACAAGGAGGUGCACUUUGCCUGUGAUGGUGGAAUAGAGGUGGCCAAGUUGUGGGUGAGAGGAAUAAAAAUUGUGACUAGAGAAGCCCUUUUUGGAAAGACGACUCUCCAAGCUAUAUUCAAUCGAGAAUGUGAGAACUAAUGGUUAAGUUCAUGUAGAAAAGUUUCUAAGUAAAUGGCUUCAUUCUUAUGCAUUGAUAACUUUUUUCAAAAGGCACGCGGGCACGCCUUGUAAAGAAAGAUCAUAAAUUUGUACACGAACAAGCGGCAAAAUCGAUCAUUAGAAGUAGGAUCGACUUCAUUGCUUGUAUUGGUAGUUUUCAUCAUAUAGAGUCAGUUCGAACAGGUGACAGUGAAUAUUAAAACAUUUAGCUAAUUGAUUUAAUCAUAAAAACCCUAUCAUCAUUCCUAAUAA